Molecule: messenger RNA, 1113 nt
Organism: Verticillium alfalfae VaMs.102
Lineage: Eukaryota; Fungi; Ascomycota; Sordariomycetes; Glomerellales; Plectosphaerellaceae
Exons: 3
Coding region: 1-1113 (370 amino acids)
Source: RefSeq, a predicted model, not a curated record
AUGGCGGAGCUACCGAGCGUCACCGACAUUGCCAUCUUUGACCUUUUUAACACCCCUGAAGAGGCUACAAAUCACCACAACGCCAUGAAUUAUUACAGUGUCUGGCGCCAACUCCUCAAAGGCCACGAGGAGAACGACCUCAAGACGUUGCCGUACGAGGACCGUGUGUUCACCGACACCCGAGCUUACCGAGUGAACCGUAACAACAAAGAGGCCGUGACGAUGCGAGAGAACGAUGUCGAAGGCUGGGAAGAUAGGUUCGCCUGCAACAUGGAGGUCGGUGAGCCGGUGGAGUUUGAGAAUCUCUUUGUGCCCGAUGCGUCGCCGUCGGGGUGGGUCACAACCGAGGACGGCUGGCAGAUGGAGCUCGAUGAGGACGCCAACAAGAUUCACGAGAUUGAAAAGACAAACGAGGUCAUCUUUGCGGCAUACCACACCGGCAGCGACAGCAGCAACACGGCGGCAGAAGAGAUUCGUGAGAAGCACGAUCCUGAGCUUGGUGACAUUGAGUAUGAAAACACAUUUGAAAGUCACCAUAGCAAAGAUUCGGAAGACGAUGGCGAGGACGAGGAGGAAGAGGUGACAUCUGAUGAGGACCUCAACAUGGAGAGAACUCCCUCUACAGGUGAGCCCUCCAGCACAGAAACAACAAUCGAGAUCCAGGAUCUUGUAAGCUCGGUAAAGAAAGGAUGCGUCGAAUUGCCUCUUGACGCCAAUGGUCAAAUCUCGCUUCACUAUGACGGAGCAUCAGCCCGCUGUCCAUCCGAUCCCCACCAAGCAGCUGAACAAGGUUCACUAAAGGAGCAAGCUGACAUGAGAGCUAUGAACCCGCCGAAAUUUGUUCAGGCAGUUCUCGAGAUGGCUCGCUCUGAGCUUGAAGAUACCGACGAGUUCAAGAAGCACUUCCACCUUCCCCUCUGCGACAAGCGCUGGGUACGCCGCGCCGUGAAGAACCACGCCGAAGAGGUGGAACGAGCUGAGCACCUGGUGAGCACAGCGUAUUGCGUCAACGGCAUGAUUCGAGGAAGAGACAUGAAGGAAACACCGUUGAACCAGGUCAUCCUCAUGGAAGAAUGGAUGGCUGAUGACGAGGUUGGCUCUAGGACCGCUUAG